CUGUGAUCAUGGUGGUGCACGGACAGGAAGGAGGCUGGAAAGCAGCCGGGAGCCCCAGAUCUAUAUAGAUCUCCCGGAGGGCUCCACUGAGAUGGAUGAAUGGUGGUGAAGCCCAGCAGAUCUCAGUGGAGAUCAUCUAAGAGAAGCUGAGCUUAAUGGUCUCCAGGAUACCUUGAUUUGUCCUAGCCAGCCCUCUGCCUACUGCUGGAUUGGCCACUUUAUAACCACACUGUAUACUUUGGGGGAAGAUCUAGAAUCGAAUCUUGGAGCUCGCGUGGAUACAUUGUGUCUGUCCGCUGGUUUCCCCACACAGAAUAAGGAAGAGCUUGCAAACCCUGGGAGAUGGUGACAUAUGAAGUGUUUUGGAAGGACCAUGGUUGAGAGGACCAGCAAAUUUUUGCUGAUCUUGGCUGGUUCUGUGUUUUUCAUGCUGAUAUUGUACCAGUAUGUGGGGCCAGCUAUGAACUUUGGAUCUCCUAGUAGGUACUACCAAGAGGACCUAGACCUUUUUCCUACCCCAGAUCCUCACUAUGUCAAGAAGUAUUUUUUCCCCGUGAGGGAUCUUGAUAGGUCCCUCAGCUUUGACAUGAAAGGGGACGAUGUGAUCGUGUUUUUGCACAUCCAGAAGACCGGAGGAACAACUUUCGGGAGACACUUGGUUCAGAACGUGAGACUGGAGGUGCCCUGUGAUUGUAGACCUGGCCAGAAGAAGUGUACUUGCUACAGACCCAACAGGAAAGAGACUUGGUUAUUUUCUCGCUUCUCCACUGGUUGGAGCUGUGGACUACACGCCGACUGGACAGAACUAACCAACUGUGUGCCAGGGGUUCUGGACAAGAAGGAGACCUCUAUGAAGAUCAAAAGAAAAUUUUACUACAUUACAUUGCUGAGAGAUCCUGUCUCCCGAUACCUGAGUGAGUGGAGACAUGUUCAGAGAGGUGCAACUUGGAAGACAUCUCUUCACAUGUGUGAUGGAAGGACACCAACGCCUGAGGAGCUGCCAUCUUGUUACGAAGGCACAGACUGGUCUGGGUGCACCUUGCAGGAGUUUAUGGAGUGUCCUUAUAAUUUGGCCAACAAUCGUCAAGUCAGGAUGUUGGCGGACCUCAGCCUUGUGGGAUGCUACAAUAUGUCCUUUAUUCAAGAAAAAAAGCGUGCUCAGGUCCUUCUGGAAAGCGCUAAAAAGAACUUGAAAGAUAUGGCCUUUUUUGGCCUUACAGAAUUUCAGAGAAAGACUCAGUAUCUAUUUGAAAGGACUUUCCAUCUCAAAUUUAUCAGGCCCUUCAUGCAAUAUAAUAACACUAGGGCUGGUGGCGUUGACUUGGACAAUGGCACUAUCCAAAGGAUUGAGGAGUUAAAUGAUUUGGACAUGCAACUGUACGACUAUGCAAAGGAUCUCUUCCAACAGCGCUACCAGUUUAAAAGGCAAGUAGAGAGGAUGGAGCAACGGAAGAAAAACCGAGAGGAGAGACUUCUCCAUCGAGCUAAUGAGGCUUUUGCUAAGGAAGAUACAGAGGACCAAGUACGCUGGCCUACGGAAGACUAUAUGAGCCAUAUCAUAGAGAAGUGGUAGUUCAAAAUGGACUUUUAUACUACUGGGGAAACUGGGUUCACCUUUGUUAUUCUGUAUUGUAUAAAAUCAUUGAUGUUCUGAAUGAGAACAGUUUUUAUUUAAAGUUUUUAGCAGAGCUCAAAUGCUUCAUUCUCAUAUAGAAAUGAAAUAGCCUGUAUAAUGUAGGAGGGAAAGGGAAUACAUACAGUUAAGACAGUCAACGUAACCUGCAGCACUAUUAAUGGUCUGGUUUUCUUGCUUCUAGAGAUGAAAGGGGAUACACAGUAAUGACAGUGAUUUGUUUAAUAGUUUUAAACUGUUAUAGGGGAAAACUAGAUACUUUUUUAUUUUUUUAAGAAAUAAAUCUCAAUAGUCUUUAAAAAAAAAAAAAAAAAUGAAGACCUUGUAAGGAUAAAGUUGACUGGAUAAUAACCUUUGCAUUAUUAGAAUUAUCUUGUGUUGAGAGCGCAAAACUGGGCCAACGUUGUUCAGGUCAUGGGCUAUUCAAGCCAUGGAGCAUAGCUCCUUAUGACAGACAAGCCAUGACUCCAAUGAUCUAAGCAGGGCUCAAAAAUUCCACUGGUCCUCCAGCAGUUGGUGAGCAGAAAUUAUCCCUGGUAAGUGUGCCGUGGAUCCCUCCCUGACUUACAGUGGAAAGUAAUUGUCAGACCUGUUUACUAAAUUUAGGACUAAAAUUUUGAGCCACAUAUAGGAUUUACCAAACCCUUUGUCCUGAAAGGAUUAGUGCAAUUAACAAUAGUUGAUGACCAUCUACUAGAGGUCCUGUUCAAAGUCUUGAAGUCAAGAAGGUUUUGGGAAAGUCAGAGCUGGACAGCAAUCAUUUACUUUGACGAGAACAGUAUGAAUUAAGCAAGGGCAACUAAAACAAUGCCCUGAAAUGUCACUUGACAUAAUAAGGCAUAAUUAAAAAAAAAAAAAAAUCUAAUUAAAAUAAGCAGCUUUUCGGUGAUUUAGUAGGGACUAUCACAAGGAAGUCUUCUUCAUAAUAAGCCAAAAAGAAAAAUGAAUACCCACGUGUCCAAAUGGUUAACCAAUUGGUUUAUACAGUAAUCUGCCAAUAUAACUAGUAACUUUUUAAAAAAAAAAAUUACAAAUACUGGGCUAUCCUUAUCAUUGGAUUAAUAUACUGCCAUUGCUCUCCAGUAAUACUUAACCUUCCUCUUGUAAUAUUUUAUAUACCGGUAAAUGUCUUCCCUACAGACUAAAACACAUUUCCGAAUCUAUGUUCUGAUAAGGUUACGUAAAUGAACUAUCUCGUAACCAGUUGUGUAAAUAACACGAUCAUUGAAUAGUACUUCCAAUUGGCAAAUGGGAAAUAUGCCUUCCUAUUUGUUUUACAUUUUUAAAUUUAUAUUUACUUCACUGCUGCUACUACUGCUUAUGGAUCCAAACCUUUUUUAAGAUGUAUUAAUCAAGGCAAAAUGUCAAGUUUUUAACAGAAACAAGAUUGUGAUACAAAAACAACGCACAAAAUUGUAUCCUUGAUAAUCUGUUAAACAUAUCACUGUGGCUAGUAUAAGCGUGGCUGAGUUGACCCUGUAGAGCGAACUUUGAAGCAGUUUAGAAAUUGCAUUCACUCCCAAGACUAGCUCUGCUUAAGGGUGGAGUCCCACCUAGUGGCAUAGAAUGGAGACAAUGCAAUGAAAGCACUUACCUUCUCUGGGAUCUGUAUUUGUGUGUUUGCAUUUUACUGUACGCUACUCAAAACCCAAAUCUGAUGAACUUUUAUUCAGCAAGACACCAAACCAGUGAGCCCUACUGACACAUAAAGGCCUAUUUAAUGAAAGGCAAGCUAUUUAAUUUGUGAUUUUAAUUUUUUUCACUGUACUCAACAAGCAAUGUGAGAAGUUUGCUCAUUAUAAUAAAUCAAACCGAUGUAAUUUAUUUAAAUGAGCAUGUCUAAAUAUUUAAAUAUAUUGUAUUGACCUCCAUUUCCAGCAAACUUCAUCUCUCCAAAUGCUUAUUCGAUGUCUGUCCUGGAAGUAUGUCAAGAUGUUAGCAUAUUUCUUGCUAUGCUUCAACAUUUCUCCUACACCUGCUUCUUUCCCACUUUUGCCACCUAAGGUGGCCUAACUCAACCCACACACUCAGUUCCUUCUCCUUUACUGCUAUACCAUCUUUCUGGACUUCUUUCCAUUGGGAAAAAUGUCCCUUCUCUCCUCUACCUGCUCGCAAUGUUAGUCUCGCAUAUCCCUUGCCCGUACCUUUUCGGUCCCUCCCCCCACUGAUGUCUUGCCCUCUCCACAUCUCUGGAACCUGUCUCUUCUGUUAAAUUCAAUACAGUUUAAGCCAUGUAAAUCACUGUGAAACACACUUGUCAUGUUGCUUUAAUAAACUAAAGAUUUAUGCAUAAA
Messenger RNA from Pelobates fuscus (common spadefoot toad), 3927 nucleotides. RefSeq names its product heparan sulfate 6-O-sulfotransferase 1 (gene HS6ST1). The coding region runs from base 353 to 1573 and encodes 406 amino acids. Lineage: Eukaryota; Metazoa; Chordata; Amphibia; Anura; Pelobatidae. Gene Ontology annotation, molecular function: heparan sulfate 6-sulfotransferase activity. The record is from RefSeq and is a predicted model, not a curated record. The transcript is spliced from 2 exons. Gene Ontology annotation, cellular component: membrane.